GGGCGCAGGAGGAAGAAGGAGGACUCCGGGGCGCCGGGCCGGAAGGCAACUGGCAGCAGGCCCAGGCGAGCGGGCGCCCGCGUCGCGUUCAUGUUCCGCCAGGAGCAGCCGCUGGCCGAGGGCAGCUUUGCGCCCAUGGGCUCCCUGAAGCCGGACUCGGGCAACGCGAGCUGGAACGAGAGCGAGGCCCCGGGGGGCGGCGCCCGGGCCACCCCGUACUCCCUGCAGGUGACGCUCACGCUGGUGUGCCUGGCCGGCCUGCUCAUGCUGCUCACCGUGUUCGGCAACGUGCUCGUCAUCAUCGCCGUGUUCACCAGCCGCGCGCUCAAGGCUCCCCAGAACCUCUUCCUGGUGUCCCUGGCCUCCGCGGACAUCCUGGUGGCCACGCUCGUCAUUCCCUUCUCGCUGGCCAACGAGGUGAUGGGCUACUGGUACUUUGGCAAAGUGUGGUGCGAGAUCUACCUGGCGCUGGACGUCCUCUUCUGCACGUCGUCCAUCGUGCAUCUGUGCGCCAUCAGCCUGGACCGCUACUGGUCCAUCACCCAGGCCAUCGAGUACAACCUGAAGCGCACGCCGCGCCGCAUCAAGGCCAUCAUCGUCACCGUCUGGGUCAUCUCGGCCGUCAUCUCCUUCCCGCCGCUCAUCUCCUUCGAGAAGAAGCCGGACGCCCAGUCGAGCGAGCCCCGCUGCAAGAUCAACGACCAGAAGUGGUAUGUCAUCUCGUCCUGCAUCGGCUCCUUCUUCGCGCCCUGCCUCAUCAUGAUCCUGGUCUACGUGCGCAUCUACCAGAUCGCCAAGCGCCGCACCCGCGUGCCGCCCAGCCGCCGGGGCCCCGACGCCACCGCCGCCGCCGCCGCCCUGCCGCCCGGGGGCGCCGAGCGCAGGCCCAACGGCCUGGGCCCCGAGCGCGGCGCGGACCCCGCGGGCGCCGAGGCCGAGCCGCUGCCCACCCAGCUCAACGGCGCCCCGGGGGACCUCGCGCCCGCCGGGCCGCGCGACGCCGCCGCCACCACCGCCGAGGCGCUGGACCUGGAGGAGAGCUCGUCGUCCGAGCACGCCGAGCGGCCCCCGGGACCCCGCAGACCCGAGCGUGGCGGCUCCCGGGCCAAGGGCAAGACCCGGGCCGGCCAGGUGAAGCCUGGGGACAGCCUGCCGCGGCGCCCGACAGCCGCCGGGGCGACGGGGCCCGGGGUUCCCGGGGCCGGGCCGGGGGAGGAGCGCGGCGGGGGCGCCAAGGCUUCGCGCUGGCGCGGGCGGCAGAACCGCGAGAAGCGCUUCACGUUCGUGCUGGCCGUGGUCAUCGGCGUGUUCGUGGUGUGCUGGUUCCCCUUCUUCUUCACCUACACGCUCACGGCGGUCGGCUGCGCCGUGCCCGGCACGCUCUUCAAUUUCUUCUUCUGGUUCGGCUACUGCAACAGCUCGCUGAACCCGGUCAUCUACACCAUUUUCAACCACGACUUCCGCCGAGCCUUCAAGAAGAUCCUCUGCAGGGGGGACAGAAAGCGGAUCGUGUGAGCCUGCCACGCGCGCACGCCUGCGCGCGCGCGCGGGCCUGGCUCACGGACUCCUGCAGGUGGCGGGCCUGGGGCGCGGAGGGAGGCGGCGGCCGGCCGUGCGCGCAGCCCCGGCCCCACUCCCAACCCAGGACCUGGCCUGGACGGUGGCGGUGCUCAGCGUGCUUCUGAGAGCUCCCACAAGGGAAUGGUUGUUAUGGUCGUUCAUGACCGGGGAGCCAUUUUCCUGGUGGGCCCACCCCUUAACAGUAUUGUUUGCUUAAAGGUAUUUCCCACCCUGGUCCCUCCUUCGAGAGGGAGGGGUUGCGGGGGGGGGGCAAUGUCUCCUUUCCCCAUUCAAUUCAGCCAACUCCACCGCUCAGGGCAGCCCUGCCCUCCCUUCCCCACCCUCAGCUGUACAUAGACACACACUGUUUUUGGACAGCACACCCUGGACCCUCCCAGCGUUUACAUGGCCUGCGCUGUGAAGUUGGAAUCCUUUUCUGGGAAGGACCAGGGGCCUGAUCAGGAGACGCAAGCUCUUUUCUAGUAUGACAAUACCCCCUCUGGUGAGGACAGUUCCUUGGACACAAACCUGCUUUGAGAUUUCCUGACACGGAAAAAGAUUUCUGUCCUUUUUUUUCCCUUCCCCCCACCUGUGCCUAACAGCAUAAUUGCCUUGUCCUAUGUAAAUACUUCAGCGAUGGCCCAAGACAGAAGUCAAUGAACCUUUCCGCCUUGCAUCAGUCCUGUGUAUAAAGCCAUUAUCCUCUGAGGCACCGUUUGCCCCAGUAACUCACUUAAAAACUCGUUCUUUCCGGUGCCCCUCCCUGUCUUAGGGGCCGCUGCUUGAAGAAGACUCUGUAUGUUUCUGUCCUGUAUGUGUGUGCCCCUCCCCCUCCCCCCAGCCUCCAAAGCCCUGACUAAGGGGAAAUCGUUGAGCUGCUGUUUUUAGACACAGAGGAGUGGAAAUUAGGUGGAAGCAACAGACCCAAUACAAUUUGCCCAAGGUAAACAGUUUGAAAAGACAAAUGAGCCUGCCAAACUGUCCAGCUCCAAGCCCCAAGAGCUCUUAGGUAUCAAAGUAUUGCCCACCCUCUCCCCCCCCCCCCCCCUUGCUUUUCUGGCUGAGAACACAUCACUAAUGAACGGCCAAAGCCAGGGGCGAAGCUGGAGACCUUGUGUUUACAACCCGGUUUCUACGUGUUCUGGACAGAGACAGUGGGAGUCCAGCACUCUGAUUUCACUCAAGAAAAAGUAAUGUCAGCACAUGCUGCUCACGACAGUGGAUUUUUUUUUUAAAAAAAAUAAAGUUUACAGAUCAAAUGUGAAAUAAAUAUGAAUUAAGUGGUC
This is a messenger RNA of Dipodomys spectabilis (banner-tailed kangaroo rat), 2846 nucleotides long. It is a transcript of the gene Adra2a, whose product is annotated as adrenoceptor alpha 2A. The transcript has a single exon. Gene Ontology annotation, cellular component: membrane. Gene Ontology annotation, biological process: regulation of smooth muscle contraction; platelet activation; regulation of vasoconstriction. Bases 91 to 1515 code for a protein of 474 amino acids. Lineage: Eukaryota; Metazoa; Chordata; Mammalia; Rodentia; Heteromyidae. The record is from RefSeq and is a predicted model, not a curated record. Gene Ontology annotation, molecular function: alpha2-adrenergic receptor activity.